CUGUUGAGGCCACAUUGAAAUAUACUCUACAUAUGUAUGUAUGUAUGCAUUUGGAUGUGCGCUCGAAGAGCAAGUGGCAGCAAUGUAAGGUAAAUGGCAAAAUGUUAUAAAACAAAAAUAAACUGCGCAUUAUUCCAAAAAAAAAUCUCAAAAACAAAGGAAUCUUACAUAUUAUUAUAAUAGACGGCAAAACGUCUGAUAAAGCCCCCAACCGGUCUCCCAUUUUGCGCGACCGAGAGCUAUGCAGAGAGCGAACGCCAAGCAAAUGCAAAAACAACAAUACGCAAAAUAUCGUGUCGACAGUGGCAAUGGCAAUACUAAAAGCAGAGUAAAAUCAGAAAACGGCGCUUUUUGCACCGGCUCUCCGCUGGGUAUAUAAAGGAAAGUGCGCAGCAAAAAUCCAGUUUAAUUGAAUAACACAAUUCGAGAAGUGAAGACAUACGUUCAAAGGUGCUGAAUAAGCAACUUGUAUAGAAGAAAGCAGCAAAAAUAUAUUAUAUAUUUUCAAGUAUUAUCCUAAAGAAAAGAGAAGUAGCCAAAAGAAAGUGUUGCACUUAAAGGAAAUUGAAAACAAAAGCUACAUAAAAGCAACCGCAAGAUCUCAUUUGUAAUUUAUCAACUGCAAAACCAAAGUCAAAACAAAAUGUCUGAGGCUUAUUUCGAUGAAUACGAGCACUACAACUUCGACCACGACAAGCAUAUCUUCUCGGGUCGCAGUGGCAAGCAACGCAGCAAGAAGGAGGCCAGCGAGCACACUAAUCACUUUGAUCCUAACGGACAUUCACGCAAAUUAGUUACUAAAUUUAUGAAUACCAAUAACAAUCGAAAGACGUGUGCCACCAAGAAUUGAGUGUUGGUCCAAAGUGAGGUAGAAGUUGUGCAGCAGCAGCAACCACAACAGCAGAAACAGAAGCAGAAGUACAAACGCGUUAGUGAGGAGCAAAAAGUUAAAAAUUUUAUAAAAAUCGAAAAGGAGACAAAGCAGAAACCUAAGAAGAAGAAAGCGGGCUUAAUUGGAGCUACGUGGCGUCGUAAUAAAUCCAACAAAAUAAAAAUUUUCGAGCGUUAGAUUUAGAGUAGAGUUUAUUGAAGAGAGAAGCAGUAGGAGGAUCUUGGUCUAGCAGCUGAAACAGGAUAACGAGUUUUGGUGGGAUUUUAAACCAAGCGAAAGCUAAAAGUAAAGCAGGAGGUUGCGCGGCGUCGCGGCGAAGUAUUAUUGACGGCGUGUGUUGACGGCCAACUACUUGCAGAAACUGCCAAUUUUAUGUUACAUACUGACUGACAUAUAAUUGUGCAGCGUAUGCAAGUUGGGCGGCGGUUCACACAUAAAGCAAAUACAAAAAAAAAAAAAAUUUUUGAGAAAAAAAGUUGCAUUGCGAA
Molecule: messenger RNA, 1380 nt
Organism: Bactrocera oleae (olive fruit fly)
Lineage: Eukaryota; Metazoa; Arthropoda; Insecta; Diptera; Tephritidae
Product: nuclear protein 1
Biological process (GO): negative regulation of cell population proliferation; negative regulation of cell cycle; regulation of transcription by RNA polymerase II
Cellular component (GO): nucleus
Source: RefSeq, a predicted model, not a curated record